CGGAAAGUGUACAGGAACAAUCUUCCACAGGGUUGCUGCUGAACUCGAAGCUAGGUUGCUAGCCAGCUAGCGACUUCGUUCCCUGAACAUGGCAGCGCACUUGAAAAAGCGAGUUUACGAGGAAUUCUCCAAAGUUGUACAGAUUCCCCAUGAGGAAGCUCCGGCCAGGAAGCUGCGUCUGUCCAAACCCAGCAAGUCUGCAGCUCUGCACAUUGACCUCUGUAAGGCCACCAACUCCACGGAUGCUCUGCAGUAUCUGCUGCAGUUUGCACGCAAGCCUGUGGAGGUGGAGAGUGUGGAGGGUGUGGUCAGGAUCCUGCUGGAGCACUACUAUAAGGAGACAGAUAACUCAGUAAGGCUGAAGAUUGCCUCUCUGCUGGGUCUGCUGUCCAAGACCCAGGGCUUCAGCCCCGACUGCAUCGUUGACGACGCCAUAAACACACUCAACAAUGAGAAGUCCCAUCAGGUUCUGGCCCAGCUUCUGGACACGCUGCUGGUCAUUGGUACACAACUACCUGAGAGUCCCACGGCCAGGCUGAGGCUCAUAGAAGUGGCCUGCAAGCACCUGUCUGAUACGUCUUUCGGCGUAAGGAACAAAUGUCUGCAGCUCCUGGGGUGUCUCGGCAUAGUGGACACUCCUCUGACAAAAGACGAGGGACUGGGCACGUCAUUAGGAGGAAUGAGGGACGUCCAGAAUAUCAUCAGCGACUACUUUGGAGACCAGGACCCCAGAGUUCGCACCGCAGCCAUCAAAGCCAUGCUGCAGCUGCACGAGAGAGGAAUGAAGAUCCACCAGAUCAUUUAUGAGCAGGCCUGCAGGUUGUUGUCAGAUGAUUAUGAGCAGGUCCGUUCUGCAGCCGUGCAGAUGGUCUGGGUGCUCAGCCAGCUCUACCCUGAGAGCAUCGUGCCCAUCCCCUCAUCCAACGAGGAGAUCCGACUGGUUGAUGACGCAUUUGGGAAGAUCAGUCACAUGGUCAGCGACGGCUCCUGGAUGGUCCGGGUGCAAGCUGCAAAAACUCUGGGUUCGAUGCUGCAGGUCAGUCCUCACUUCCUGGAACAAACGCUGGAUAAGAAGCUGAUGUCCGAUCUCAGAAGGAAGCGUACAGCCCAUGAACGGGCCAAGGAGCUCUUUGCUUCCGGGGAGUUUUCGUCUGGCAGGAAAUGGGCUGACGACGCCCCGAAGGAGAAACUGGACACCAACACUGUCAACCUCAUCGCCUCAGGGGCCUGUGGAGCCUUUGUUCACGGCCUGGAAGACGAGAUGUUUGAGGUCCGUAUCGCGGCGGUGGAGGCGUUGUGCCAGCUGGCCCGCUCGUCUGCGAGCUUUGCUGAGAAGUGUCUGGACUUCCUGGUGGACAUGUUCAACGACGAGAUUGAGGAAGUGAGGCUGCAGUCCAUCCACGUGCUGAGAGAAAUCUCCACCCACAUAACGCUCCGAGAGGACCAGCUGGACACCGUGCUGGCCGUGUUGGAGGACUCGUCUCGUGACAUCAGAGAAGCUCUCCACGAGCUGCUCUGCUACACCAACGUCUCCACUAAAGAGUGCAUCCAGCUGGCUCUGCUGGACCUGCUGAAGAACCUCAACAAGUAUCCCACCGACCGCAACUCUGUCUGGAAAUGUCUGAAGUUCUUGGGCUCCCGCCACCCGACGCUGGUGUUGCCGCUGGUUCCUGAACUGCUCAGCACGCAUCCGUAUUUUGACACGCCAGAGCCAGACAUGGACGAUCCAGCCUACAUUGCCGUUCUGGUUCUGGUGUUCAACGCUGCUAAGUCGUGUCCCACUAUGCCGGCGCUCUUCUCCGACCACACCUUCAGACACUACGCCUACCUGAGGGACAGCCUGUCCCACCUCGUCCCACCACUCAGAUUGCCGGGCAGAAAGCAGAUCUACGGCCUGGACUCGGUGGACUCGGGCUGUGGUACUGGUUCUGUAGAAUCGGCUCAGCUCUUCCUCCAGCAGAGUCUCAACAGAGUCAGCACCAUCCAGAACCUGGAGGCGCCCGGAGCCCAGGACCUGCUGGACUUCACCAUACGAGACCUCCAGCGGCUCGGGGAGCUGCAGACGGAGCUCGCUGGAGCUGCAGAUUUCUGUGCGACAUACCUGCGCUGCCAGCUGCUGCUCAUGAAGGCUCUGCAGGAGAAGCUGUGGAGCAUGGCGGUUCCUCUCUGCCUCAAACAAAACGUCACAGCCACAGCAGCCGCUCAGCAGAUCUUAGAGGAAACCUACAAGCUGGAGUUCCUGUACAGCGGUUUGGAGAGCAGACAGGUGGCCUCCAUACAUCACGUUCGCCUCCAGGCCAAAGCUCUGCAGCUCAUCCUGAUGGCUCGCACCAGACAAGGGUUGGAUCCACUCAUCAGCAGCUGUGAGAAGUUUCUGCAGGACAUUGAGUCCUUUCAGAGGUUGUUUCUGACCGAGCUGCCCCACCUCCAGGACAGUUUUGUUGAUAAGCUCUUGGAGCUGAUGCCUCGCCUGUCGUCUUGUAAACCAGUGGAGCUGGUGAAGAUCCUGCAGACGACCCUCAGACAGAGCGGCCUGCUGCAGCUCAGACUCCCUGAACAGAUCCAUCGAGCCACGGCCACCAUCAUAGAGCCGACGGGGGAGUCCGACAACCCGCUGAGGUUCACGUCUGGCCUGGUGGUGGCGCUAGACAUCGAUGCCACACUGGAGCACGUUCAGGAUCCUCAAAACACCGUUAAAGUCCAGGUUCUCUAUCCAGACGGCCAGAGUCACGUGAUCCAUCCUAAACCUGGAGACUUCAGGAAGCCCGGACCAAACAGACACCGACUCAUCACACAAGUUUAUCUGUCCCACUGGGCUUGGACAGAGCCGUCUCAGAUCGAGGUGCGCCUCCUGCUGGCCUACACCUCCUCCUCCUCCUCGUCCUCCACCUCCUCAGCUUCCAAGCUGGGAUGGAGCGACAGCAUGGACACCCUCCUGCCACCAGAGGCCGCCGUCGAGGGAACGAUUCAGUUCAGCAAACCUGUCAAAGUCUACAUCAUGCCCAAACCCGCCCGCCGUUAGAGGCGCUGGAACACGAGGACAGAGACUCCUUUCAGAUUUCCACUUUCACAAAAACAACUGUACAGAAAAACCACUUAUGGCGUAACAUAAUUUAUGUUGUAGGAAGUAGAGAGUGUUUUAUUACUUGUAGUAUUUGUUUGCCUUUUACUACUCUGCAGUAGUGUGUUAAAAAGACAGCGACACGGAGAUGAUUCAUUAUAUUUAUUUUGUGUAGCAAACAAGCAGAAAAUACAUUUUCCUCUCAUGAGAAAAUGUUUUUAUUAUCACCACCAUAUCAUCACAAUACAUUCCACAAAGUUGGCCUCUGAGGUCACCUGCAGGUUUGUGCAUCUUCAAUUUCUCCUAAAAUAAUCUCAUUAGCUAUUAGAUGGUGUUUGUGGAUUUCAUCUUUAUCUGGAAUCAAAUACACAAAGAGCUGCUCUUUUUUCUACUAUAUGUUUCAGAUACUUUAUUUUACAAAAUCAAAGGUUCAGGAACUUUACCAGGGGAAGAGAUUCCUAUUGUUUCCUGUAACUUGGCCAAGAAAUGAAAAGCAUGGCACAAAAGGUUCUUUCUAAAUUCAAAAAAACAGUGUCUAGAGUUUGAUGCAGAUCAAUGUAUUUGCUGUUGUGUCUUUAAUAAUGAAGGACGCUGAAUAGUUCUGAUCUGCCUUUGAACAAUACAACAAUAA
Molecule: messenger RNA, 3692 nt
Organism: Mugil cephalus (flathead mullet)
Lineage: Eukaryota; Metazoa; Chordata; Actinopteri; Mugiliformes; Mugilidae
Gene: ints4
Product: integrator complex subunit 4
Exons: 24
Coding region: 89-3022 (977 amino acids)
Biological process (GO): snRNA processing
Cellular component (GO): integrator complex
Source: RefSeq, a predicted model, not a curated record